AUGGCUUCGAGCGAGUUCGCCGUCAGUUUCGCCGGGAAAGCUUACGACCUCCGGCACUUCGUCAGAGACCACCCCGGCGGGGUCAACACUCUGGAGAAGUUCCGCGGGAAGCCCAUAUCGCAAGUGAUGAGGGCGUACGGACACAGUCGCAGUGCGUACCACAUGCUGAAUGACUUCCAAGUGGCCAGUGGCAAGGAUGUGAACCUCACGGGGGGUGUUAGUGCUAACGGCAGGAUCAUUACUAAGGACGAGGCGGAUAAGGACGAGCAGCAGAUCGCAUUCUUAGAGGAGCUCGAGAGCAGACUGGACUGGUCUAAGCCUCUGCUGUGCCAGUUGCACAAGAUCGCGCCCCACUACGAGCAGUGGGUCAACAGCGCCGUGUACCGCAAGUGCCGGCUCUUCAGCAGCCCCGUGCUGGAGAGCUUGACCUUCACGCCGUGGUACAUCGUGCCCAUGUUCUGGAUCCCCAUCAUUGUGAGCCUGGGCGUGUUGCAGUUUCUUGAUCACGUGUAUUGUGGAGGUUCGUGUGAGGAAGCUACCAUGUCGGGGUUCGAGUUCAUAGGCCACGUGGUGUUCGGCGUGUUCCUGUGGAGCCUGCUGGAGUACUCGCUGCACCGCUGGGUGUUCCACUACGACCCGGGCUCCUCCGUCAUACUCAUACAGAUACAUUUUCUGAUACAUGGAAUGCAUCAUAAGGUACCCUUCGACGGGCUGAGGCAAGUUUUUCCCCCGCUGCCGGCGCUGUUCCUGGCCUGCAUCCUCUACCUGCCCGUCUCCAUGGUGCUCGCCUUCCCGUUGACCAAGUUGACCGGCGCACUUAUAGGCUACCUGGCGUACGAUAUGAUGCACUACUACGUGCACCACGGCGCGCCGCGCAACGGCACUUACCUGUACGCGAUGAAGCGGUACCACUCCAACCACCACUUCCACAACCACGACAAAGCAUUCGGCAUCAGCAGUAAACUGUGGGACCAUAUCUUCAAAACUCUUGUGCAAGUUAAAAAUCUGGGAUUCAGCUUGCAUUGGUAGCCGGUGGGAAAGUAUUUAACGGUGACUUUACAUGUCGCUGGUAUUCAACGACAUUAUACAACGUGUAAAUGAAAACCGA
This is a messenger RNA of Pararge aegeria (speckled wood butterfly), 1108 nucleotides long. It is a transcript of the gene Fa2h, whose product is annotated as fatty acid 2-hydroxylase. Gene Ontology annotation, biological process: lipid biosynthetic process; fatty acid metabolic process. The coding region runs from base 1 to 1029 and encodes 342 amino acids. The transcript is spliced from 6 exons. Lineage: Eukaryota; Metazoa; Arthropoda; Insecta; Lepidoptera; Nymphalidae. Gene Ontology annotation, molecular function: iron ion binding; heme binding; fatty acid 2-hydroxylase activity. The record is from RefSeq and is a predicted model, not a curated record. Gene Ontology annotation, cellular component: membrane; endoplasmic reticulum.